Messenger RNA from Paecilomyces variotii, 1501 nucleotides. Its product is annotated as putative glycerol dehydrogenase. The transcript has 4 exons. Gene Ontology annotation, cellular component: cytosol. The record is from RefSeq and is a predicted model, not a curated record. NCBI's taxonomy places the organism in Eukaryota, Fungi, Ascomycota, Eurotiomycetes, Eurotiales, Thermoascaceae. The coding region runs from base 358 to 1296 and encodes 312 amino acids. Gene Ontology annotation, molecular function: aldose reductase (NADPH) activity.
GCGCUCAUUGACCAUAACUAAGUAGGGCCUAUAUAAUUAGUAUCGAAAGCACCGCCACUGAACUUGAAGAAACUGUGAUUGAUGGAAUAAUAGCUGACUAUGGGCUGGUUUAUCCACCUACGGGAGAGCGUCAACAUCCAAAUCGAUGCCGUUCGAGAACCCCCACCGCGGGGUAGCUUCAAGCCUUCAAUAGCCGGUCAUCACCGUUGAGCCCUUUCUGCUCUCCUUAUCAAUAAACACCGUCGUUCUCUUUCUGUCCUAAUUAUCUAACACUCGCAAACGAAGGCACAGAAUACUGCAACUAGAAUUAUCUUCUGGAGUCUUUAUUCAGUAAUUUACAAACAGAAUCCGACCACAAUGGCUGUCGAAGAGACGCGUUUCAAGCUGAACACAGGCGCGGAAAUUCCAGCCCUUGGACUUGGGACGUGGCAAUCUGGUCCUGGCGAGGUCGAGACUGCUGUUAGCCAUGCCAUCUCUGUCGGCUACCGGCACAUUGAUACUGCCUUUUGCUAUCAGAAUGAGCAGGAAGUUGGAAAUGGGUUGAAGGAGGCAUUUGCAUCUGGCAAAGUCAAGAGAGAAGAUGUUUUUGUCACCACGAAACUGUGGUGCAGCUACCACACGCGUGUGGAGGAAGCACUUGAUCUGAGUCUCAAGAACUUGGGAUUGGACUACAUCGACCUCUAUCUCAUGCAUUGGCCGUUGGCGAUGAACCCCAAUGGUAACCACCCUCUGUUCCCUAAGCUUCCAGAUGGCUCUCGUGACAUCCUGAAGGACCACUCCCAUGUUACUACAUACAAGAGCAUGGAGAAGCUUCUUGAAACGGGCAAGGUCAAGGCCAUUGGAGUUUCUAACUACAGCAAGCGCUAUCUUGAGGAGCUGCUACCCCAAGUUUCCGUAGUGCCUGCAGUCAACCAGAUUGAGAACCAUCCGGCUUUGCCACAACAGGAGAUCGUCGACUUCUGCAAGGAGAAGGGCAUCCACAUCACUGCUUACAGCCCUCUGGGAAGCACUGGAAGCCCUCUCUUUACGGCAGAGCCCAUCGUUGAAAUCGCGAAGAAGAAGGGAGUCACACCGGCAACAGUUCUGCUGAGCUGGCAUAUUGCCCGUGGUUCUAGUGUCCUGGCAAAGUCUGUCACUCCCCCUCGCAUUGAGGAGAACCGCCACCUUAUCAAGCUUGAUGAAUCUGAUAUGGCUAUUAUUGCCAAGUACACAAAUCAGCUGGCAGCCACGAAGGGCUUCCAGCGCUUCGUGUACCCGCCCUUCGGUGUCGAUUUCGGCUUUCCCGACAAGUCUUGAACCCCAGAAAGAAUUAUCUCCAUAGACUGCUCUUCGCUAAUAUUCGACACUAAGUCCCUUGUAUAUAUUAACAGAGGUACCUUACACUUGUUCGAUAGAUUAUUAUGACAGCCCCACACUAUCUUCGACUAUGCAAUCUCAUAGACCGUAAAUAAAUAGAAAUUAUACGUGUUCAGAGUGGUUCACCCAACUGUACUGGACGAGA